UAAAUAAAGGCCUUAGCUUUGAAGAUUUGACUUUGACCAAAAACAGAGAAAAGAGAAACAGAGUAAGCAAAAUAAAAAGAAAGAGAGAAGAAGAAAAGUCUUACUUUCCUCUCUCCUUCCUCUUGAAGAAAACAUUUUCAAGAUAUAUAUAAGCAACCCAUUACUUCUCUCUUCUCUACUUGCGAAGCUCACACCUUCAAUUUUUGUUUGAGCCAUUUUACACACAAAGUUUAGACCUUCACAAACUUCAUUAAGUCCUCGUUUCUCUUUUUAUUACACAAAAUACUACUCAAAUAGGAUUGGUCUAUGUGCAGUGGUUCCAAGAGUAAACUUCUCCCUUCAAAUCUUACCAUGGAAGGUAAAUCUCAGGGCCAGAAGGACAGUAUCUUGUGUAAAGGCUCUGCUUUACUUGAAUUAUCUGCAUCUGAUGACUUUGUUGGCUUCAAAACUGAGGUUGAAGUGAAGGGUUUAGAUGUUGAUGAGGCAAGCUGUUGGUAUGGUAGAAGAAUUGGCUCUAAAAAGAUGGGCUUUGAAGAGAGAACACCACUUAUGAUUGCAGCCAUGUUUGGGAGCUGUAAUGUUUUGAAGUAUAUAAUUGAAACUGGCAAAGUUGAUGUUAAUAGGGUUUGUGGCUCUGAUAAGGUUACUGCUCUUCACUGUGCUGUUGCUGGUGGUUCCAAUUCUUUGGUUGAAAUUGUCAAGCUCUUGCUUGAUGCAUCUGCUGAUUAUGACCAUGUUGAUGCUAAUGGAAACAAACCCGGUGAUCUCUUUGCCCCUUAUAUGAAGACAUCCUGCAGUUCAAGAAAGAAGUUGGUAGAAUCAUUGCUAAAAGGUGAAAGCUUGAGUGAAGAUGAAGAAGAAAAGCUGAUCUUGAUGUCUCAGCCGGCUAAAGAUGGAGCUGAGAAGAAAGAAUAUCCAAUUGAUGUGUCACUGCCUGAUAUUAACAAUGGGAUUUAUGGUACAGAUGAGUUUAGAAUGUACUGUUUUAAGGUUAAGCCUUGCUCAAGGGCAUACUCUCAUGAUUGGACCGAGUGUCCAUUUGUCCAUCCAGGAGAGAAUGCAAGGAGAAGAGACCCAAAGAAGUUCCCUUACAGCUGUGUCCCUUGCCCCGAGUUCCGCAAAGGAACUUGCCAGAAGGGUGAUGCUUGUGAGUAUGCACAUGGUGUUUUUGAGUCAUGGUUGCAUCCUGCUCAAUACCGAACCCGGCUUUGCAAGGAUGAGACUGGUUGUGCAAGGAAAGUCUGUUUCUUUGCUCAUAAGCCCGAGGAGCUGCGUCCUGUGUAUGCCUCCACAGGUUCAGCAAUGCCUUCACCUAAGUCUUUGUCAGUUAGUUCAGUAGACAUGGCAACAUUGAGUCCUUUGGCUCUUGGAUCAUCAUCUUUGGCACUGCCUUCUGUCUCAACGCCACCCAUGUCUCCCUUGGCAACAGCCUCUUCAUCACCCAAGAGUGGAGGCUUAUGGCAGAACAAAAUCAACCUUACUCCACCUGCUUUGCAACUCCCAGGGAGUAGGUUAAAGACAGCUUUAUGUGCUAGAGAUUUGGAGUUAGAAAGGGAAUUGCUUGCACUAGACAAUCAUUCUAACCAACUUCAACAACAGCAAUUUAUGGAUGAGAUGUCUGGUCUCUCAUCUCCAUCUUGUUGGAGUAAGGACUUCAACAGGGUCGGAGAUUUAAAGCCUACUAACCUUGAUGAUGUUUUUGGAUCUCUUGAUCCUUCUCUAUUAGCUCCAUUACAGGGUUUGUCAUUUAAAUCUUCAACACCAACCCAAUUGCAGUCGCCAACUGGACUUGAGAUUCGCCAAAAUAUGAACCAAUUUCGUUCAAGCUACCCAACAAAUCUCUCAUCUUCUCCAGUAAGGAAACCUGCUGCAUAUGGUUUUGAUUCAUCAGCUGCAGUGGCUGCAGCUAUGAUGAAUUCAAGGUCUUCUGCUUUUGCUAAACGGAGCCAUAGUUUCAUUGACCGUGGCGCAGCAACCAAUCGGCUUGGCAUCACUGCAGCUGCAAAUUCAGUAUCCAUGAUGUCUGCCAAUCUUUCGGAUUGGAGCUCGCCUGAUGGUAAACUGGAUUGGGGAGUUCAAGGAGAUGAGCUGAACAAGCUCAAGAAGUCUGCCUCAUUUGGUUUUCGCAGCAGCAACAAUCCCACAAUGAGAACAAACUUUGCUCUUCCCAAUGUUGAUGAGCCUGAUGUGUCUUGGGUUAAUACCUUAGUUAAAGAUGUUCCCCCUGUUGGAAGUUCAUUAUUUGGUGCAGAGAGACAGUACAGCAUUGGUAAAGGAGUACGUGAAUCACUUCCGCCAUGGAUGGAGCAAAUGUAUAUAGAACAGGAGCAGAUGGUGGCAUGAGCAGAUGGUGGCAUAAGCAGACAUCUCAUUGCUCCAAGGUUGUCCUGACAAAAUCGAUACUCUUCGAUUUCUUAUUAUUAUCUGAUAAUUGUAUUUAAGUUUAGGAAAAGAUUAAAAGUUCAUAGUGAAGUUCAAAUGAAUCAAGAACAAAAAGAAAACACUUUGGGCAGAAAGUCUCUGCUCAAAAUGAUUAGUAGGUCUAAGUGAGGAAUUAGGACAAGACAUUAAGAGAACAAGAACAAGAAAAGGAGAAAAUUUUUUAAUUAUUUAUAUUCUUAUAUCUUUUAUCUCCUUAACUAGGGAGAUUGUACUCUGUAUUUUUUAUGCAAUAUGGAGAGACUAUUAUCAGUUUUUUUUUUUUUUCUAAUUAAAAUUCUGCAAUUUCAGCAA
Ricinus communis (castor bean) is the source of this 2733-nucleotide messenger RNA. Its product is annotated as zinc finger CCCH domain-containing protein 29. The coding region runs from base 307 to 2343 and encodes 678 amino acids. The transcript has 2 exons. The record is from RefSeq and is a predicted model, not a curated record. Gene Ontology annotation, molecular function: protein binding; metal ion binding. Lineage: Eukaryota; Viridiplantae; Streptophyta; Magnoliopsida; Malpighiales; Euphorbiaceae.